GGAGGAGGAAGAGGGAUCUCACUCUCUCUCCGUUUCUUUGCUCCGGGUUCCUGGUUGGAUAAUUUGGGUUAAUACUAGUGAGUGAGGCUUUUGCUGCUUCAAAGGGUAUUUCAAGUUGCCGGAGCUCCUCCCCUCUGCACCGUGUGACAACAACAACUCGCCCGGAGAGCUAGAGAGCGAGCGAGCAGCGAGCAGCAGCAGCCAGCACUUUUCAGCUCAUUUUCUCUCUGUCAUUCCCCUCUCAAUCUUUGAUCCAUGUACUUGCCAGAGAGAACCGAAGUCCUUCAAACCUCCCCCUUUUCACCUUCAUCUUUAACUUGGUGCUAGAGCAAGGACCACAAAACAAACCACCUCCCCCCCUUCCCCUAAACCCCAACGCUACCGCCCGCAGCGGACUUCUCCUCAUUCCCCACUUGCGGGACACUUUGUGCGUUUCUCUCUCUCACUCUUCCCCCUUCUCGGCGACAGCUGUUUUGGGAUCUCCCCCCAUCCUCCCCCGACCCCCUUUUUGUCCGUGCGGCAACUUUUUUCUCCCCCCCUUCGUAUAUGUGACCAUGGCCGUACCGGCUGCUUUGAUCCCUCCGACCCAGCUGGUCCCCCCUCCACCUCCGAUCUCAACUUCUGCCGCCUGCACCACCACUACCACCACCUCGUCGGCCACCUCGUCUCCGUCUCCUUCCAUCGCUCCCCCGCCAGCCUCUUCGGGGACGAACCUAUUCCGGCCGGAGCCCAUCGCAGCAGCGGCGGCGGCGGCGGCGGCCACAGUCACCUCCACCACCAGCAGCGGAGGAGGCGGCAGCAGCAGCAGCAGCAGCAACGGAGGAGGCGGCGGCGGCAACAAUUGCAGCCCCAGCCUGGGCACCAGCAGCAGCAGCAGCAGCGCAGGCGGCGGCGGCACCUCCACCCCCAGCGCUAGCACCGCUAACAGCAGCAGCCUGCCGGGCAAGCCGGUGUACUCGACCCCGUCCCCAGUGGAGAACACCCCCCAGAAUAAUGAGUGCAAGAUGGUGGAUCUGAGGGGGGCCAAGGUGGCCUCUUUCACCGUGGAGGGCUGCGAGCUCAUCUGCCUGCCCCAGGCUUUCGACCUCUUCCUGAAGCACUUGGUCGGGGGCUUGCACACCGUCUACACCAAGCUGAAGCGGCUGGAGAUCACGCCCGUGGUGUGCAACGUGGAGCAGGUCCGGAUCCUGAGGGGGCUGGGGGCCAUCCAGCCCGGCGUGAACCGCUGCAAACUCAUCUCCAGGAAGGAUUUCGAGACCCUCUACAACGACUGCACCAACGCAAGUUCUAGACCUGGAAGGCCUCCUAAGAGGACUCAAAGUGUCACCUCCCCAGAGAAUUCUCAUAUCAUGCCACACUCUGUCCCAGGUCUAAUGUCUCCUGGAAUCAUCCCGCCAACAGGUCUGACAGCAGCAGCUGCAGCAGCAGCAGCUGCUACCAAUGCAGCCAUAGCAGAAGCAAUGAAAGUGAAAAAAAUCAAAUUAGAAGCUAUGUCCAACUAUCAUGCCAGUAAUAACCAACAUGGAGCAGAGUCUGAGAAUGGAGAUCUGAAUUCAAGUGUUGGCCUGGAACUUCCUUUUAUGAUGAUGCCCCACCCAUUAAUUCCUGUCAGCCUACCUCCAGCAUCUGUCACAAUGGCCAUGAGUCAGAUGAACCACCUUAGUACCAUUGCAAAUAUGGCAGCAGCAGCACAAGUACAGAGUCCCCCAUCCAGAGUCGAGACAUCUGUUAUUAAGGAACGUGUUCCAGACAGCCCAUCUCCUGCUCCUUCCCUUGAAGAAGGUCGAAGACCUGGCAGCCAUCCAUCAUCUCAUCGAAGCAGCAGUGUGUCCAGCUCACCUGCACGGACUGAGAGCUCGUCAGACAGAAUCCCAGCUGUACAUCAGAAUGGGCUAUCCAUGAACCAGAUGCUGAUGGGUUUAUCACCUAACGUCCUACCUGGCCCUAAAGAAGGUGAUCUGGCUGGUCAUGAGGUUGGACAUGAGACAAAAAGAAUACAUAUUGAGAAAGAUGAGACCCCGCUCUCCACACCAACCGCAAGAGACAGCCUUGACAAACUUUCUCUAACUGGGCAUGGGCAACCACUACCGCCGGGUUUUCCAUCUCCUUUUCUAUUCCCUGAUGGACUGUCCUCCAUAGAGACUCUCCUGACUAACAUCCAGGGCCUAUUAAAGGUUGCCAUAGACAAUGCCAGAGCUCAAGAGAAACAAGUCCAGCUGGAAAAGACGGAGCUGAAGAUGGAGUUGUUCAGGGAACGAGAACUGAGGGAAACUCUUGAAAAACAGCUGGCUGUGGAACAGAAGAACAGAGCAAUAAUUCAGAAAAGGUUAAAGAAAGAAAAGAAGGCAAAGAGGAAAUUGCAGGAGGCGCUUGAAUUUGAGACUAAGCGGCGGGAACAAGCAGAACAAACAUUGAAACAGGCAACUUCAACAGACAGUCUCAGGGCCCUAAAUGACUCUCUGACCCCAGAGAUAGAAGCUGACCGCAGCGGGGGCAGAACAGAUGCUGAAAGGACAAUACAAGGUUCACUAGAUGCCUAUGCCUAGCUCCCAACCAGGUCUCCCAAGACCCCCUCAUCCCACACAAAAAGAUGGACGACUUUAUUUGAAAACUACAGUCAUGUACUGAAUUUUUCCUGCUGAAGCAAUUUGUGCUACGGUAAAGAACUUUGCAGUAAGACGUUCAUUAUUUGGAAGUUCUGCAACAACAAAGUGUUUUCAAGGCAACUUCCUUAACUUUGUGUAUCAAUGUUCUUCAAAAGUUUAAAGCAUUCUGCAAGAGUGUUUUUCUUUGGUUAUCACCUGUGGCUCAAGCCAGAGACCUAGAGAAUGUUUGUAAAUGUACAAGUUUCACUCUUCUUACAGUCAAAAACUGCAGCUUUGCUAUUGGAUCCUUGUAUACAAAGUUAUAGACCAGUCAGAACAAGGCCUAACAUUCCCUUUUUAAUGGAAUGAAAACUCUGUCCUCCUCUGAUGAUUCUGUAUUUGAGCACAUCAAACAAUCCUUCCAGCAGUAUCCACCUACACUUACAGACUGUUUUGUCAUACCUAAACCAGCAAGUCAGCUCAGAAGUAAACUUGUAUGGGGGCGUAAGAGGAUUCCGACAAAAAAAAGUAAAAGGGAAAAAAAAACCUGUUAUAUUCAAUUUUCAAACUCUGUGAACGUGGGUUUUCUUCUAAAGAUUUUUUUCCACAUGCUUUCCAGGAGACCAACACCUGGAUGCUAGACCACAUGAAGUAAAAUGAAAUUUUGUCUAAGAGAAAGGAAAUGCUGAAUGUAAGCAAAACUGUUUUACUGUUCACAAAGUCUCUUUUCCUAAAAUAAACAUAAAAAUAUAAAUAAAACGAGUAAUAAUUUCUCAUUCUAAACUGGCAGGGGUUUAUGGAAAAAAAAAGACUUUGCUUCUUAUUCAAACUGUUGGUCACGUGUACAGUAUAUAAACACAAACCACACCAGGAAGGUAUUAUGUAUGCAGUAGAAUACUAGCAUUUAGGAAAAUGAACAUUUUAGAUAAUGUUUUGUCACCCUGUUUGUCAGAAAGACGCCUUUCUAGUUUUAACGCAUGCAGGCAUGUAAAUAUUUGUCCUGGAGUCACAGUAUUAAUGAAUGAGAUCUUAAGCAUCUGGUAACGAAUGAGAAUUCCGUAUCAGCCACUUUUAUUUGUAUAUUGAUCCCUGAUUAGUGCCCUGAAACAGCACUUUUAAGAAUGGACUGUGGCUGAGCAGCAAGU
Mauremys mutica (yellowpond turtle) is the source of this 3730-nucleotide messenger RNA. It is a transcript of the gene DACH1, whose product is annotated as dachshund family transcription factor 1. The record is from RefSeq and is a predicted model, not a curated record. Lineage: Eukaryota; Metazoa; Chordata; Testudines; Geoemydidae. Bases 555 to 2546 code for a protein of 663 amino acids. The transcript is spliced from 12 exons.